UGUCUCUCUACCCCUCUCUCUCUCUGGACCCCUGUCUGUUCUUCUCCCUAUCCUGCUGUAAAGUUUUCUGAACCCUGUCUGUGUAUUUGCCUACGGAACGCCUCUACCUUCCAAAAUGUCCGCCGCAACACCAACACCCCUCGACUCCGGGCUCCCACCGCCACCAUCAGCCCCCCAAACAUCUCCCCCUCACCCUAUUCCAGAACCAACUUCAACCCCUUCGUCCGCCCCCGCCACAACAAUCCCUCCAAAACCGAUUAUCCUACACCUAGGAGACGAUAUCCGAUGGAACCACGAGCUCUACGCUUCCCUGCAAUCGAAAUUCCAAAUCGAAAGAAGCUACUCCCUGGGUCGAGAAGAGUUCAAGCAGGGGUUAAGAGAGGGGAGGUGGGGUGAUUUUGUGGGCAUGUAUAGGCCGUUUUGGAACACGGGUGGGGAGAUGGGGAAUUGGGAUGAGGAAUUGAUAUCGCUAUUACCAAAGAGCUGUAAGAUAUACGCUAGUGCCGGCGCUGGUUUCGAUUGGGUUGAUACAAAGACUAUGGCGGAGCAUGGCGUCAUAUACUGCAACUCCGCCCCCUCCUGCACCGAAUCUGUCGCCGAUGCCGCCAUCUUCCUCAUCAUAUCUACCUUCCGCGCCAUGGCAUGGUCCUUCCUCGCCGCCCGCAGCUGCUCUCAAUCUCAAUUCGAAAACGCAAACCAGAACAUCGCAGCCCAAACCCACAACCCCAACAACCACAUCCUAGGCAUCGUCGGACUCGGCAAAAUCGGCUACCGCAUCGCACAAAAAGCGAGCACAGCAUUCGAAAUGAAAAUCUGGUAUCAUGAUAUCUUCAGGUUUGAGGAGAGGGAGAAGGAUGUUGGUGCGAAGUGGUGUCCGACGCUGGAGGAAUUGUUAGAAGGGAGUGAUUGCGUGAUUCUUGCUACCCCAUUCUCUGGCGCUGUGCUGUUGUCUACCAAGCAGUUUGGGCUGUUCAAGCGGGGCUCAAGGCUUGUUAACAUCGCGCGUGGGAAACUAAUUGAUGAGGAUGCGCUCAAUGUUGCAUUAGACGAGGGGAUUAUCUCUGCCGCAGGGCUCGACGUUCAUGCAAAUGAGCCGCUUGUUAAUGAGAAGCUGGCAAAGAGGGAGAAUGUGAUGGUGUUGAGUCAUACGGCGGGGGCGAGCGUGGAAAGUCAUAUUGGGUUUGAGAGAUUGGGGAUGGAGAACCUGAUUGAGUUUUUUGACGGAAGGGGCGCGAUUACACCAGUGAAUAUGCAGUGGUUGAAAAAGGAGGAAUGAUAUAUUCUUGUAGACUCGGGCUUAGUUUCUUCAGAGGAUAUUCCACUCUAUAGAAAUCCAG
This is a messenger RNA of Lindgomyces ingoldianus, 1337 nucleotides long. RefSeq names its product D-mandelate dehydrogenase-like protein. Bases 116 to 1276 code for a protein of 386 amino acids. Gene Ontology annotation, cellular component: cytosol. Gene Ontology annotation, molecular function: NAD binding; glyoxylate reductase (NADPH) activity; hydroxypyruvate reductase [NAD(P)H] activity. Lineage: Eukaryota; Fungi; Ascomycota; Dothideomycetes; Pleosporales; Lindgomycetaceae. The transcript has 3 exons. The record is from RefSeq and is a predicted model, not a curated record.